This is a messenger RNA of Solea senegalensis (Senegalese sole), 1473 nucleotides long. It is a transcript of the gene fen1, whose product is annotated as flap structure-specific endonuclease 1. NCBI's taxonomy places the organism in Eukaryota, Metazoa, Chordata, Actinopteri, Pleuronectiformes, Soleidae. The record is from RefSeq and is a predicted model, not a curated record. The transcript has 12 exons. Gene Ontology annotation, molecular function: manganese ion binding; magnesium ion binding; 5'-flap endonuclease activity. Gene Ontology annotation, cellular component: nucleus. Bases 98 to 1240 code for a protein of 380 amino acids.
CCGCGAAACAGACGCAGAUCCUCGCGCCUGUGAAGCCACGGAGAGCGACAAGUGAGACGCAGCAACGGACAUAGCAGCUAACUGAGGUCAUACCACGAUGGGAAUUCAUGGGCUUGCCAAGCUGAUUGCUGACCAGUCACCUGGUGCCAUCAAAGAACAAGACAUCAAGAGCUACUUUGGCAGAAAAAUUGCCAUAGAUGCCUCCAUGUGCAUGUACCAGUUCCUGAUUGCUGUGCGACAGGACGGAAAUGUUCUGCAGAAUGCAGACGGAGAGACAACAAGUCACCUGAUGGGAAUGUUCUAUCGGACCAUCCGCAUGCUGGAACACGGCAUCAAACCCGUGUACGUGUUUGACGGCAAACCACCACAGCUCAAAUCAGCAGAGUUGGAGAAGAGAGGGGAGAGGAGAGCAGAAGCUGAGAAGUUGCUUGCUCAAGCUCAGGAAAUGGGGGAACAGGAGAAUAUUGAUAAAUUCACUAAACGUCUAGUAAAGGUCACCAAACAGCACAAUGAUGAGUGCAAGCAGCUGCUGACCCUGAUGGGAGUACCGUACAUUGAGGCUCCGUGUGAGGCAGAGGCCAGUUGUGCUGCUCUGGUUAAAGGUGGGAAAGUCUUUGCCACAGCAACAGAGGAUAUGGACGGACUGACGUUUGGGACUAAUAUCCUGCUCCGACACCUCACUGCCAGUGAAGCAAAGAAACUUCCUAUCCAAGAAUUCCACUUCAAUCGUAUCCUGCAAGACAUUGGUCUGACCAAUGAACAGUUCAUAGACCUGUGCAUCCUGCUGGGCUGUGACUACUGUGGCACCAUCAAGGGAAUCGGCCCAAAGAGAGCCAUCGAUCUGAUCCGACAGCACGGCAGCAUCGAGGAGAUCCUCGAGAACAUCGACACCAGCAAGCACCCUGCUCCAGAGGACUGGCUGUACAAGGAGGCCAGGGGGUUGUUUUUAGAGCCAGAAGUGGUCGAUUGUUCUACUGUGGACCUGAAGUGGACUGAGCCAGACGAGGAGGGACUGAUCCAGUUCAUGUGUGACGAGAAACAGUUCAGUGAGGACAGGAUUCGCAAUGGCUGCAAGAAGAUCACAAAGAGUCGACAGGGCAGCACGCAAGGACGUCUGGACUCUUUCUUCUCUGUCACGGGAUCACUCUCCUCCAAACGAAAGGAGCCUGAGGUUAAAGGGUCGGCGAAGAAAAAGCAGAAGACUGGAGCCACAGGGAGCAAGUUUAAGAGAGGCAAAUAGACCAACUAGACAGUCUAAUCCUAUGAUGCUUCGGUAAAAAUUGCAAUUAAAUACAACCACAAAAAAGGAAGUAUAAAAAAAACCAGCUCCUGUUGAGACGGGAAGACGGUGCAGUGCAAAAGUUUGUCAUGUUUAGUUCAGCUUGAUCUGGCAUAUAUGAUAUAGACAUAAUCAUUAUGAUCAUUUUAGUGUUUUCUGUUGUAAAAUAAAAACAAGGAUGUCUUUUUGUAUAA